Molecule: messenger RNA, 966 nt
Organism: Plasmodium cynomolgi strain B
Lineage: Eukaryota; Apicomplexa; Aconoidasida; Haemosporida; Plasmodiidae
Product: spermidine synthase
Exons: 4
Coding region: 1-966 (321 amino acids)
Biological process (GO): spermidine biosynthetic process
Cellular component (GO): cytosol
Molecular function (GO): spermidine synthase activity
Source: RefSeq, a predicted model, not a curated record
AUGGAUAAGCUCAUGAACAACAACAAAGCCAAGCUCACGGUGGUGCUCGUGGGGGGUCUAUGCUCCCUGGUGUUGUAUCACAUGAAAAAAAAGAUGAAUUUUUCUCAUUGUUUGUUUUCGAGAAACUGGUUUAGCGAGUUCUCCCUGAUGUGGCCUGGCCAGGCUUUCAGUUUGGAGAUAAAGAAAAUAAUUCACCAGGCCAAGUCGAAGUAUCAAAGCAUCCUCGUCUUCGAGAGCAGCACGUUCGGAAAGGUAUUAGUCCUGGAUGGCGUCAUACAGUUAACAGAAAAGGACGAGUUCGCCUACCACGAAAUGAUGACCCAUGUCCCUAUGACAGUUGCCAAGGAGCCAAAAAACAUACUCGUUGUGGGAGGAGGAGACGGAGGAAUUAUCAGAGAACUCUGUAAAUAUAAGUCUAUAGAAAAUAUAGACAUCUGCGAAAUCGACGAAAUGGUUAUCCAGGUAUCCAAAACGUUUUUUAAAAAUAUCAGUUGUGGAUUCGAUGACAAGAGAGUUAAUGUGUUUAUUGAAGAUGCGAGUAAAUUUUUGGAAAACGUUACCAAUACGUAUGACAUUAUUAUCGUGGAUAGUUCUGACCCCAUCGGUCCUGCCGAAUCUUUGUUUAAUCAAAAUUUUUAUGAGAAGGUGUAUAACGCGUUGAAGCCAAAUGGGUACUGCGUCGCUCAGUGCGAAUCUAUUUGGAUCCACGUAGGAACGAUAAAGAGCAUGAUGGGAUACGCAAGAAAGUUGUUCAAGAAGGUCGAGUAUGCCAACAUCAGCAUCCCGACGUAUCCCUGUGGCUGCAUAGGCAUCCUCUGCUGCUCCAAAAGCGACACCGGCAUGUCCAAGCCGAGCAGACGUUUAGAGACGAAGGAGUUUAUGGACCUCAAGUACUACAGUUACGAGAACCACUCGGCCGCUUUCAGGUUGCCCACUUUUGUUCUAAAGGAGAUCGAAUCUGUCUAA